CAAAGUCUCAACAUCAGAAAGCACAGAAAUUGGAUUUGUGUUUGGAAAGACCAAGUUGGCUCCUCAAUCAGGCCUCACGAUUCCAAGACUCGAGCUAUGUGCCGCAGUGCUCGCAGUUGAAGUAGCAGAGUUGAUAGUAGCAGAAAUGGACAUUUCAUUUGACAACAUUGAGUACUAUACGGACAGCAAAGUUGUGCUAGGAUACAUAUACAACCAGACCCGAAGAUUCUAUGUGUACGUGCAUAACCGAGUCCAACGCAUACUCCAGUCGACACGCCCUCACCAAUGGAAGUACGUUCCAUCUGGGCUCAACCCAGCAGACUAUGGGUCUCGUUCUGUGACAGCAGCCCAACUGAGCAACACAACAUGGUUGGAAGGACCGGCCUUCCUCCUCAAGCCUUCACUACAGGUACCUCCUUUUGAAAAUUACGACCUUGUUGAUCCUGCUGCUGACAUAGAGGUACGCCCCUUGGUGACAACAAACCUGACUCGCGUCACAAAACCAGCAAUCGCUCCAACAUGUUUUGAAAGGUUCUCAAACUACAGCGCUCUCAUCAGAGCAAUAGCCCAGUUGAUUCAUGUCGUUCGCUCAUUCAAUCACUCCAACCAAGCAUCCAGCUGCCACGGCUGGCACCUUUGUCGACCUACAGAAGAAGAAAUGGCAAAGGCAAAGAUUUGUGUCAUAAAGAAUGUUCAAAGUGAGUACUACAAAGAAGAGCUAAAAUGCAUAUCAGAAGGGACAAAGAUUCCCCUCUCAAGCAGUCUUUGGAAGCUGCAACCCAUAUUGGACAAUGAUGGACUCUUAAGAGUUGGGGGCACAUGCUGAACUGGGUAUCGACACCACUCACCCUCUCAUCAUUCCAGCCAGACACCACUUGGGUACCCUCCUGAUACGCCAUUACCAUGGAUCUGUGAAACAUCAGGGGAGGCAUUUCACAGAAGGCGCGAUAAGAGCUGCAGGAUUCUGGCUGGUGGGAGCCAAACGAAGCAUUAGCACUGCUCUUUUCAAGUGUGUCACAUGCAGGAAGUUACGAGGAAAAGCUGAAUGUCAACAGAUGGGAAACUUGCCUCCUGAACGGAUGAAGGUCGCACCCCCAUUCACGUACGUGGGUGUGGAUGUGUUUGGGCCGUGGGACGUUUUCACCCGUCGCACAAGAGGAGGUCAAGCCAAUUCCAAAAGGUGGGCCGUCAUGUUUUCCUGCAUGUCUACGAGAGCAGUACAUAUCGAGUUAAUCGAAACAAUGAGCACUGACAGUUUCAUAAACGCUCUGAGGCGGUUUUUUGCAAUCAGAGGCCCGGCAAAACAAAUCAGGUCUGAUUGCGGCACAAAUUUCAUCGGCGCCUCUCACGAACUGAAAAUGGUUGAGACGGAUCUCUCCAUCGAAGAUGUCGAAGGCUACUUGAACAAACAAAACUGCUCAUGGAUCUUCAAUCCUCCGCACGCAUCACAUAUGGGUGGUGCUUGGGAGCGAAUGAUCGGGAUUGCCAGGCGCAUCCUCAACUCCAUGUUCCAAGAUUGUAAAAGGGCAAUCUUGACCCACGAACUGUUGUCUACGUUUAUGGCUGAAGUCUGUGCCAUCAUGAAUACUCGUCCUCUUGUUCCUGUGUCUACCGAUCCUGAGUCACCUCUUAUCCUCACGCCGUCGAUGCUGCUCACCAUGAAAACAGGAUGUGCGCCACCACCUCCUGGAAACUUUGAAAAUGGGAUACUUCUGAAAGAACAAUGGAAAAGGGUUCAAAGUCUCGCUGAUAUCUUUUGGUCGAAAUGGAGACGUGAGUAUCUUCAUACUCUGCAGUUGCGCCACAAAUGGCAGGAUAAGAAACAAAGCCUGAAGGAAGGAGACAUCGUUCUGCUCAAGGACUCUCAGGCCAAAAGGAACGAGUGGCCCAUGUCUAUUAUCUCCAAGACCAUCCCAGGGAAGGACGGACUUGUCAGGAAAGUUGAAGUAACUACUUCUCAUGCGGGAACUAAGAAGACUUUUUCGCGCCCUGUGACCGAAGUGGUUCUGCUUUUAUCCUCCGAGCAAUUGUGACUGUUAAUUUGAAUGUGGGAUAGUAUUCUCCCAGGCGGGGAGUGUUAUGUUUAUUGUGUAUAAUAUUGCUAGUGUUAUUAUUAGUUGAAAUACGCCACCUUGUGGUCACUUUAAGUUAUUGUUUGAAUUAAUAGUAGAAGGAGAAUAUGGACAGGAAGUGCUACAUUGUUGCCCUUGGUUACCAGAAUCGAACGGCCGCUCCACACUCCUCCUGGUUCUUUCUUGGUGUUUGUUAAAGCAUUGUCUUUUCACAAAUUGAACUACCACUGAAGUAAACUUCAUUAACCAGUCA
Gambusia affinis (western mosquitofish) is the source of this 2325-nucleotide messenger RNA. RefSeq lists its product as uncharacterized. The record is from RefSeq and is a predicted model, not a curated record. NCBI's taxonomy places the organism in Eukaryota, Metazoa, Chordata, Actinopteri, Cyprinodontiformes, Poeciliidae. Gene Ontology annotation, biological process: DNA integration. The coding region runs from base 1056 to 2033 and encodes 325 amino acids. Gene Ontology annotation, molecular function: nucleic acid binding. The transcript has 2 exons.